AUGAUGAAGAAUUGUACUGUAUUUCAAGACCUUAACAGAAAGCCGAAACCAAGCUACCCUCUUCCUAUGAAAGUGAAAACUGUCGCUUGUGGCGCUGGAUUCGCAUUGUUUCUCACUCCAUCUGGUGUCAUUUUUAGCAAGGGGAUUGGCACUCGUGGUCAAUUGGGUCACGGUGAUUUAGAAAGUCGCUCAACCCCUGAAGCUAUUGAGGCUCUCCGUCCAGUUACUUCAACUGCUAUCGCUUGUGGUUUCUUGCACUCAGCGUGCUUGACGGACACUGGUGACGUUUACACGUGGGGUUCUAACGAGUUUGGUCAAUUGGGCUAUACUUCUCUAAAUCUUGAAAGAUCAAGGCAGUUAAGCACCCCCUUCCUCCCAUCCGAUUUAGGCGUGAAUGUGAACGCGCUUCCCGCUCCUGUCGAUUUCCCUGACGAUUGUCUCAUUACAGCUGUAUGGAUUGCCUGUGGAAGUCGACAUACCGUCUGCCUGUCCGAAGACAGCAAUUUAUACUCAUUCGGCUGGAAUGGUUUUGGACAGCUGGGCUUAGAGCCAGAAUCGGGCCGAAUGGUGGAUCGAUAUCCCUAUCAAACCGCUUCUGAUAGGGUCAAUCGUAUUAACCUACCUUUACCGUCCCAGAACCAGUUGUCGGUCACAUGCGGGCACUGGUGCACC
Messenger RNA from Mesocestoides corti, 672 nucleotides. The record is from the annotation of a GenBank genome assembly. NCBI's taxonomy places the organism in Eukaryota, Metazoa, Platyhelminthes, Cestoda, Cyclophyllidea, Mesocestoididae.